Messenger RNA from Rhinolophus ferrumequinum (greater horseshoe bat), 769 nucleotides. RefSeq names its product cysteine-rich secretory protein 2-like. Bases 35 to 769 code for a protein of 244 amino acids. The record is from RefSeq and is a predicted model, not a curated record. The transcript is spliced from 7 exons. Lineage: Eukaryota; Metazoa; Chordata; Mammalia; Chiroptera; Rhinolophidae. Gene Ontology annotation, cellular component: extracellular region.
GCAGACCUUUGUUCUCUUUGACUUACUUCCAGCAAUGGCUGUACUCCCAGUGGUGGUGUUUCUGGCGGCUGUGCUGCUUCUAUCUUUCCCCGCAGAAGGAAAGGAUCCAGCCUUUACUGCUUUGUCAACCAGUCAAUCGUCAGUCCAAAGAGAGAUUGUCGAUAAACACAAUGAGCUAAGGAAAUCAGUCUCUCCACCUGCCAGCAACAUGCUAAGGAUGGAAUGGAACAAAGAAGCAACAUCAAAUGCCCAAAAGUGGGCAAACAAGUGCACUUUAGAACACAGUAAUGCAGCGGACCGAAAAACUAGUAUGAAAUGUGGCGAGAAUAUCUAUAUGUCAAGUGACCCUGAUGCCUGGUCAAAAGCAAUUCAAAACUGGUAUGAUGAGAGCCAAAAUUUUGUCUAUGGUGUAGGACCAAAGAGUUCCAAUGUAGCUGUUGGACAUUAUACCCAGGUUGUUUGGUACUCAUCUUACCAUGUUGGAUGUGGAGUUGCCUAUUGUCCCAAUCAAGACAGUCUAAAAUACUACUACGUUUGCCAAUAUUGUCCUGCUGGGAAUAAUGUGAGUAAAAAGAAUACCCCCUACCAACGAGGAACACCCUGCGCCAGUUGCCCUGGUAACUGUGAGAAUGGACUAUGCACCAAUAGUUGCCAGUAUGAAGAUCUCCUUAGUAACUGUGAUUCCUUGAAGACAACAGCUGGUUGUGAACAUGAAUUACUCAAGGAAAAGUGCAAGGCUACUUGCCAAUGUGAAAACAAAAUUUACUGA